AUGGCUCAAUUUUGGAACCCGGCGUAUAGUUGUUUCACCUUCGGGAAGGUGGACUUGGUGCCUACUGUGGAGGAGUAUACAGCUUUGCUUUGUUGUCCAGAGGUUCAAGUCGACAAAGUUUAUUGCAAGGCUGCUAGUGCCCCAGCUUUUGUAAAGAAGUUAAUGAGUAUCACUGGGAUGAGUGAACAAUGGGUUACAGCUCGAAUUCAACAAAAAGGUGAUGGUAGAUGCAUUCCUUGGGUAAGUUUGAGGGACCUGAUCGUAGCAUAUCCGGAUACAAAGAGGAAAGUUGAUGUCUUCGCCCUAAGUAUCUAUGGUUUAGUCAUUUUCUCCAAGGCUUUAAGGCAUAUAGAUGAAGCAGUUGUUAAAUUCUUUGAUCGACUUGAUAAAGGGGUCACACCGGUGCCGGUAAUUCUUGCUGAGACAUUCAGAUCCUUGAGUGCAUGUCGGAGGGCAAGUGAAGGUAGAUUUAUAGGGUGUGCGCAGUUAUUGUUGGCUUGGUUCCACAGCCAUUUCUGGAAGGUAGAUAAGGUUUCCUAUCGGGUUUUUUCUGAGAGUUAUUCCCCGUUAAAGGAGAUAACAGCCAUGUCUAGGAGAGAUGACAUAUCAGAAGAAAAUUGGAUCGCGCUCCUCCGAAAUCUUCAGGAAGAUGAUGUUGAGUGGAGAGCUCCUUGGUUUGUUCCUGAUGAGAUCCUCUAUCGGCGUGGGAGUUUUGAUUGGGUACCUCUACUUGGAAUUUGGGGAGCUACUGGAUAUACCCCUUUGCUCGUUUUAAGACAGUACAGGUCAAGGUAG
Molecule: messenger RNA, 795 nt
Organism: Gossypium arboreum
Lineage: Eukaryota; Viridiplantae; Streptophyta; Magnoliopsida; Malvales; Malvaceae
Exons: 1
Coding region: 1-795 (264 amino acids)
Source: RefSeq, a predicted model, not a curated record